Messenger RNA from Closterium sp. NIES-65, 981 nucleotides. The record is from the annotation of a GenBank genome assembly. Lineage: Eukaryota; Viridiplantae; Streptophyta; Zygnematophyceae; Desmidiales; Closteriaceae.
AUGGCUGUAGAAAGGGAGGAGAAUGAGCUUAGCGAGGCAGUCAGAGGGCUGUUUGCAACAGUGAGAGGGGAACUGGCAGUAGUGAGGGAGGAGCUGGCAGCAGUGAAGGGGGAGGUGGCAGCAGUGAAGGGGGAGGUGGCAGCAGUGAAGGGGGAGGUGGCAGCAGUGAUGGGGGAGGUGGCAGCAGCAGUGGCGGAGAAGGCGGCACAGGAGAGUGAACGAGGGUUGUUGUUGGAGAGCAGUACAGAACCUGUCUUUCCUGCCACAACCCCCCUCCCUCCUCUAUUCCUGCUCCCUGAAUUCAUCCUCUCCUCCUGCUACACCUCACUGUGCAGGCGCACGCCUAGCAUUGGGCUCGCCCCAUCAGCCAUGGCUCGGAUGACUGCAGUGCCCAUGCUUCUGCCAGGGCUGCUGCUCACCCUCCUUCUCGCCGCUGCCAUCAGCAUCACACCAACUGGCAGGCAGGGACGCUUCCUGUCGUAUGCCGGCAUAUUCCCUAAACCUCACAUGUCCGCAUUCUUGCAAUGCUCAGAUGGGGUAUGCAUUCACAUCAUUGGAUAUUCUCAUCAGAAGCUGCCCUCACAGCUCUCCUGCUGCCCUCACAACUCUCUUGCUGCCCUCACAGCUCUCUUGCUGCCCUCACAGCUCUCUUGCUGCCCUCACAGCUCUCCUUCUGCCCUCACAGCUCUCCUGCUGCCCUCACAGCUCUCUUGCUGCCCUUACAGCUCUCCUGCUGCCCUCACAGCUCUCCUGUUGCCCUCACAGCUCUCUUGCUGCCCUCACAGCUCGCCUGCUGCCCUCACAGCUCUCCUGCUGCCCUCACAGCUCUUUUGCUGCCCUCACAGCUCUCUUGCUGCCCUCACAGCUCUUCUGCUGCCCUCACAGCUCUCCUGCUGCCCUCACAGCUCUCCUGCUGCCCUCACAGCUCUCUUGCUGCCCUCACAGCUCUCCUGCUGCCCUCACAGCUCUCCUGCUGCCUAA